Molecule: messenger RNA, 1958 nt
Organism: Psammomys obesus (fat sand rat)
Lineage: Eukaryota; Metazoa; Chordata; Mammalia; Rodentia; Muridae
Gene: Phb2
Product: prohibitin 2
Exons: 8
Coding region: 161-1030 (289 amino acids)
Biological process (GO): mitochondrion organization
Cellular component (GO): membrane; mitochondrion
Source: RefSeq, a predicted model, not a curated record
AGGGCUCAGAAGAGAGCGCACUUCCGGUGCCCUUUCUCCCGGGAGCACCACGGCCCCCAGUCCUCGUGUGCAAGGCGAGGUCUGUGAGCUGGAGUGGGGUAGAAGCUGGCGGGCACACCCCUCCUGACCGCUGGUGCCACUGCCUUCAGGAGGAUCAGACAUGGCCCAGAAUUUGAAGGACUUAGCGGGACGCCUGCCCGCUGGGCCUCGGGGCAUGGGCACGGCGCUGAAGCUGCUGCUGGGGGCCGGGGCCGUGGCCUACGGCGUCCGCGAAUCCGUGUUCACCGUGGAAGGUGGUCAUAGAGCCAUCUUCUUUAAUCGUAUCGGUGGCGUGCAACAAGACACAAUCCUGGCCGAAGGCCUUCACUUCAGGAUCCCCUGGUUCCAGUACCCCAUCAUCUAUGACAUUCGGGCUAGACCCCGAAAAAUCUCCUCCCCCACAGGCUCCAAAGACCUGCAGAUGGUGAACAUCUCCCUGCGUGUGCUGUCUCGACCCAAUGCCCAGGAGCUCCCCAGCAUGUACCAGCGCCUCGGGCUGGACUAUGAGGAGCGAGUGCUCCCGUCCAUUGUCAAUGAGGUGCUCAAGAGUGUGGUGGCCAAGUUCAAUGCCUCGCAGCUGAUUACCCAGCGGGCUCAGGUGUCCCUUUUGAUCCGAAGGGAGCUGACAGAGCGAGCCAAGGACUUCAGCCUCAUCCUGGAUGACGUAGCUAUCACAGAGCUGAGCUUCAGCCGAGAGUACACAGCUGCUGUAGAAGCCAAACAAGUGGCCCAGCAAGAAGCACAGCGGGCCCAGUUUUUGGUGGAGAAAGCAAAGCAGGAGCAGCGACAGAAGAUUGUGCAGGCUGAGGGGGAGGCCGAGGCUGCCAAGAUGCUUGGAGAAGCACUGAGCAAAAAUCCUGGCUAUAUCAAACUCCGAAAGAUCCGGGCCGCUCAGAACAUCUCUAAGACGAUUGCCACAUCACAGAACCGCAUCUAUCUCACAGCUGACAACCUUGUGCUGAAUCUACAGGAUGAAAGCUUCACUCGGUAAGAGGUGCCGCUGUGCAGAGAGCAGAGCAGCUACAACUGGAUUCUCUUGCAGUAGUCACUGGGCCCUUGACAGUUUCUCUGACCACUAAAAUCAGAAAAAUGGGUGUCUGGCUUUUUGGUAGUUCCUUCUUGUAUCCUCUAGGACUGACUGUAUGAAACAGAAUAGGUUGUCUUAUGGAAAAGGCACUUUAUUUUAAACAAUUAAGUGAAAAGUGAUGGCUGAUGGUGUCCUUGCUUGAGAACUGCUGCUUCGCUGGUAAUGACAGUGUGCUGGAACGGCAGAAAUAGUGGCCAAGAGAGCCUUCAUUGGCACUGGGGGUCAGAGGUCUAGAGCAGCUGGGGCCUGAAGCUGACUAAUUAAUAACACCUGUUUCUCUUCUGUUUCCUGCUCCCUUCACAACAUGCUGGCCACAGGGGAAGGUAAGUCACUGCAUCCUUGCUGUAGGGUCCUGGGGCUCGUCUGCUCCCUGGGCCUAUCCCUAUACCUCCCCAUAGUCAGAACUUCAUUUGGGAAGAAGGGAUAGUUUGGGGUGUUCUGCAUCUCACACUACAUCCGUAAUAACAUGAGGGGUGUUUUCUUUGUUGUACAGUGACAGCCUCAUAAAGGGCAAGAAAUGAGUGGACAGCAAGAAUACCACCAGAGGAGGAGCAUCUCCUUCUCCACUAGGGAAGGAGGAGCCAGCGAGGGGUCAAGCACACCACCCUGACCCAAGCAUCACGUGAUGGAUUCCUCUGUAUCUGCCCUCUGGGAUUAGGAAGCCUGAAGACCAGCCCUUUCACAGGGUUCUCCCCCUCCCUGUAUUGGCUCAGGGGGGCCAGGACAGUGUGAUUUCUUUGUGAUUUCCUAGUGUUGUCCCUCUCAGAAUGGGGGCGAGAUAACCACCAUCCCAGGAAUUCUCAAUAAAUAAUUUUUAUUACUUAAACUGAAA